AGCCCCCGUGUCUCUCUCCCCAGCGGCUCUACCGAGAUCGGGCUGUGGAAAGCGGGGGAGCCGGAGGCGGGAAGAGAGGGGACGUAGGGAGAGUGUUUUGGAGCGGACCGACCAUUUGGUUCUGGGGCUGAAGUAGAGCCGGCAGGGAGAGGAGGGGAAGCUUUGGGAGCUCGGCUGCGACAGGAGGGGAACCAGAGCCGUCGAGAGGCCCGAAAUGAGGGAGGUGGGGGCGUGAGGGGAAAAUAGGAGAGGCGGCCGGGAGGAAUCCUAGCUGUCAAGGGUCUAGAAGGGCUCUCCCGUCCUUUGGCCAUUCCGGGCAAGAAUGGGACUGGACUCCGGCGUGGCUCUGAGGAGGAACAAAGGAAGACCGAGGAGGCGUCCAAGGAGCAGACCCAAAAGUUUUCCCAUGGUUCGGCCUGGAUAUUGGUGGGACCCUAGUCAAGCUGGUCUACUUUGAGCCCAAAGAUAUCACAACCGAAGAGGAGGAGGAGGAGGUGGAAAGCCUCAAGAGCAUUCGGAAGUACCUGACGUCUCAUGUGGCUUAUGGAUCAACGGGCAUCCGGGACGUCCACCUUGAGCUAAAAGACCUCACCCUGUGUGGACGGAAAGGCCAUCUACACUUUAUACGCUUCCCUACUUAUGAUCUGCCUACUUUUAUUCAGAUGGGCAGAGAUAAAAACUUCUCACUUCUCCAUACUGUCUUUUGUGCCACUGGAGGUGGAGCGUACAAAUAUGAACAGGAUUUUCUCACAAUAGGUGACCUUCAACUUUGCAAACUAGAUGAAUUAGACUGUCUAAUUAAAGGAAUUUUGUACAUCGACUCUGUUGGCUUCAAUGGAGGGUCACAGUGCUACUACUUCGAAAACCCAGCUGACUCAGAAAAAUGUCAGAAGAUACCGUUCAACUUGGAGAACCCAUACCCUCUCCUCUUGGUGAACAUCGGUUCAGGAGUGAGCAUCUUGGCGGUAUAUUCCAAAGAUAACUACAGGCGGGUUACGGGGACCAGUCUUGGAGGAGGAACCUUCUUUGGCCUCUGUUGUCUUCUCACUGGUUGCUCCACCUUUGAAGAGGCCCUCGAGAUGGCAGCCUGUGGAGAUAGCACCAAAGUGGAUAAGCUGGUGCGUGAUAUUUAUGGAGGGGACUACGAGAGGUUUGGGUUACCUGGUUGGGCCGUGGCCUCCAGUUUUGGGAACAUGAUGAGCAAGGAGAAGCGUGAGGCGGUGACCAAGGAGGAUCUGGCCAGAGCAACGCUCAUCACCAUCACCAACAACAUUGGGUCCAUAGCCCGGAUGUGUGCACUUAAUGAGAACAUUAACCAGGUGGUGUUUGUGGGAAACUUCUUGCGGGUCAACACUAUCUCAAUGAGGCUUCUGGCGUAUGCCCUGGAUUAUUGGUCCAAAGGACAGUUGAAAGCCCUUUUUUCAGAGCAUGAAGGCUAUUUUGGGGCUGUGGGCGCACUCCUAGAGCUUCUGAAAUCGGCCUGACCCACUGCAGAUCCAUUUCUGGAAUCGGUCACCAGAGCCUCAUCCGAAGCAGGGCCCCGACGUUUUCCGAGAGGAGAUUUACGGCGAUUGAGGGCGGUCUGAGUGGAGCGGGGACAGGUGAGGGGGGAGCCUUUUAAGAGUGUGAAGUCGGUCUUCAGUCCCCCCUGGAGUAGAGCAGCAACCAAUAAGAACAUAUGCAGGGAUGUCAGAUGUGCCCAUUUCAACCAGCGUCUUCGCUUAAGCUUUUCCUCUGCAAGGCAACUUGUGACUGUGGUGGAUGUAUUUAAAUAGUGGGCUUUGCUUGUGAAGACUAUUACAGUAGGGGAGAACCCCUCGGUCUUCCGAAGAUGAAUCUGAUUGUCUUGUCUGUUUGGAACGUGUAAAGUUGGCUGUUACAAUUUUGUAAACGUGGUUACGGAAUAUCUUUUCCCUGCCUAGCGCAGAAGAGUUUAUUUUUUAUUGAAGUGAUUGUCGAGGGGCAGAAUGUCAAAAGACUCCCCUGACGGAUGGAUGAAUGAAGGGAAAAAUGUCUUAUUCUCAAGGACUCUGUUUAACCCGUUCAUUUGGUGACCGAUGUACCAGUCGCUUUAAAAUGAAUUUCAAGAGAUCAGUUUAUCAGACUUCAUUGUUGUCUCUUUGCCUAAGUGGAAGUAAAAUCGGAAAACAUUCCAUAAGGAACAGUC
This is a messenger RNA of Ornithorhynchus anatinus (platypus), 2167 nucleotides long. RefSeq names its product pantothenate kinase 2 (gene PANK2). The record is from RefSeq and is a predicted model, not a curated record. Gene Ontology annotation, biological process: coenzyme A biosynthetic process. The coding region runs from base 663 to 1484 and encodes 273 amino acids. The transcript has 7 exons. Gene Ontology annotation, molecular function: ATP binding; pantothenate kinase activity. Lineage: Eukaryota; Metazoa; Chordata; Mammalia; Monotremata; Ornithorhynchidae. Gene Ontology annotation, cellular component: nucleus; cytosol.